This is a messenger RNA of Medioppia subpectinata, 318 nucleotides long. NCBI's taxonomy places the organism in Eukaryota, Metazoa, Arthropoda, Arachnida, Sarcoptiformes, Oppiidae. The record is from the annotation of a GenBank genome assembly.
AUGCUUUGCAUACAAAACUUUUUAACUGUUUUGAAUAGCGAUAAAAGUUUGGCCCAAAAUGGUAAAAAAGUUGUUAACAGCGGACCUGACGAUCACAUCUACGUCUACCUUAUUGACCAUGGAGCACCAGAUCUAAUUGCGUUCCCACAUAAGUAUCUCUACAGCAAGGAUUUGAAUGGUGCGUUCAAAGAAAUGCACCAGGCUAAAAAAUACGCCAAACUUGUGGUCAACAUCGAGGCAUGCAAUUCAGGCUCGAUGUUUGAGAAACCGCUGCCCAAAGACAUCAAUGUUUACGUCACCACUUCGGCCAACCCUUAG